Messenger RNA from Cherax quadricarinatus, 903 nucleotides. RefSeq lists its product as uncharacterized. NCBI's taxonomy places the organism in Eukaryota, Metazoa, Arthropoda, Malacostraca, Decapoda, Parastacidae. The record is from RefSeq and is a predicted model, not a curated record.
UGCAUUGCUGCCUCCACCACUGUCAUCUCCAGCAGUGGCCAGUAAGUUCAUUGCUGCCUCCACCACUGUCAUCUCCAGCAGUGGCCAGUAAGUUCAUUGCUGCCUCCACCACUGUCAUCUCCAGCAGUGGCCAGUCUUAACUGCUCUCUCCAACGUUAAUUAAUUCUCUCUGACACUCGCUAGUACUCUCCAGUACAUUCUUUAGCAUUCAUCACCAUGCAGAUACACAUCUUAGUUGACUUACUACUGUUAGUGGCCGUCAUAGCUGCUGCCCCACAAGACCGCAUCUCAGACGACCUGCAGGAUGAGCCCAUAUUGUCAGCAGAAGAUGAUUUUAUCUACGACCGACGUAAGCGACAGACUGCAGUAUCCGGAGGAGCCAAUGUUGAAAAUCUUCCUCAUGGCAUCCGGAAGGAGACCGCAAACAUCAACCUGGAACACAGCAUCAACAAACACACAUUCGGCGCUGGCAUCGAUUAUGAACGUCACAGGAUUCCUGGAUUUUCUGACCCAAAGAACGUGGGAGCUAACAUUGGUUACAAGUUCCAACCUAACAAAGACACCACCUUCUCCAUUAAUGCUGGACACAGUCGUGGUAGUGGUGGCAGGUCCAACAGUUUUGGACUGGGCUUCCGUCAUGUCUUCUGAACAUAAGGAAUCACAAGAUGUCGUGAGUGAUGGAGAAUUACCAACACCUGAGCACUGAGCACCUGAGCAUUGAAUACCUUAGCACUGAACACCUGAACAUUGAACACCUGAGCAUUGAACACUAAACACUGACAAGAUUCUCUACAUCAACGGCGACUUUUAUUAGGUUAUUAGGUUGAAUUUCUCAUUAUCUUAUAAUUUUUGCUUGUUUUUGAUAACAGGUCUAAGGUGAUCAUAAAUACAGAAUACCAAACA